Arachis ipaensis is the source of this 2596-nucleotide messenger RNA. Lineage: Eukaryota; Viridiplantae; Streptophyta; Magnoliopsida; Fabales; Fabaceae. The record is from RefSeq and is a predicted model, not a curated record.
AAUUUAAUUGCACGUAUUCAAAAAAGAGAGAGUAACACAUAAUACAUACAUUGUUGUUGUGUUGAAUAAUUAUGGCCAGCACCCACGGUGGUUCUAAUAAGAUGCAACAGAGGAAGGAAAAGCGGCGGUUGUUCGCGGCGGCCGACGAUAGCGCCAUGAUGAAGCAAAUUCAGGCAACUCAUCAGCCUGAUGGCCGUGAAGUUGAUGUGAAACCGAUCAUUCAAAUUGUUGAUCAAGUCUUAAUUCAACUCAUUGCUCGUAGCAUUGAGGGUCAUCAUGAAAAAAGUGAGAACGAGAAAUUGGAAGCUGCUGCUGCAUUGGCUGAAUUUGACAUGCUUGACUCGCUGGCUUUUGUCAUACACAAAAUCUCGUGCGAGCUAUCGUGCAAGUGCUCGGGAAGCGGAGAUGCACAUGGAUCAACAAUGGUGCUCCUAAACUACCUAUCAAGUUAUGCAUGGCAUGGAAAGGUGGUUCUAACCCUAGCAUCAUUCUCAGUGGUGUUUGGAGAGUUCUGGCUAGUGGCUGAGAUGAGCACAAAAGAGAACACACUUGCCAAAUCAGUGGCACUUCUUAAACAACUCCCAGACAUAGUUGAGAAUUCAUCUUCAUUGAUGCCACAAUUUGAUGCUGUGAACAAGCUUGUGAAGGCUUCAUUGGAUGUUACAAUGUGCAUUGUUAAGUUUAAGGAGCUUCCAUCUCAAUAUAUUUCUCAAGACUCUCCUCCUAUGUCUCUUGCAAGUGCUUAUAUUCCAAUUGCUUCUUAUUGGGUUAUUAGAAGCAUUGUUGCUUGUUCCUCUCAGAUUUCUGGUUUCAUUGGCAUGAGAAAUGAGUCGAUGUCAUCAGCCACAGAGGCAUGGGAAUUAUCUAGCCUUGCUCACAAAAUGGCUAGUAUAUAUGAGCACCUCAAUAAUCAAUUGGAUCAAUGCUAUCGAGCCAUAGAGGAAAGGAUGCAAAUAGAGGCCUUCCACAAUCUGGUCCGUUUAUUUGAGACAGUCCACAUAGACAACAUGAAAAUCCUCAGAGCAUUGAUAUAUGCCAAGGAUGAUUUUCCUCCACUCAUUGAUGGAACUACCAAAACAAAGACUAGUCUUGAAAUCCUAAGGAGGAAGCAUGUGCUACUUCUAAUAUCAGAUCUUGACCUAUCACAAGAAGAGAUAAUGGUUCUUGACAACUUAUACAAAGAUGCAAAAGCAAGAGGUGAAGGACACUAUGAAAUGGUGUGGAUCCCAGUUGUGGAGAAAUCUUCAUGGAAUGAAGCAGCCAAUCAAAAGUUUGAGUACUUGCAAUCAAUGAUGGCAUGGUAUAGUGUUAGAGACCCAUUCAUAAUUGAGCCAUCAGUUAUAAAGUACAUAAAAGAAGUUUGGAACUUUACAAAGAAAGCCAUUGUUGUUGCACUUGAUCCACAAGGGAGGUUGUCUUCACCAAAUGCAAUUCAUAUGAUUUGGAUUUGGGGUAACUUGGCUUUCCCUUUCACAAGAGAGAAAGAAGAGUCUAUGUGGAAGCAAGAGAUUUGGAGUCUUGAGCUUCUUGUUGAUGGCAUUGACCCUAGUGUCUUGGAAUGGGUAACUGAAGGCAAAUUCAUAUGCCUGUAUGGAGGUGAAGACCUUGAAUGGAUUUCAAAAUUCACGACGGCCGCACUUAGCGUUGCGAAAGCCGGCGGAUUCGAGCUAGAGAUGGUUUAUGUGGGGAAGAGCAAUGCCAAGGAGAGGAUGCAGAAAAUGAUCAACACAUUUGCCACAAGGAAGUUCAGCUACUAUUGGCCUAAUGUGACUUCAAUUUGGUUCUUUUGGGCAAGGUUGGAGAGCAUGCUUUACUCAAAGUUACAGCAUGGAAGAACAGUGGAGAAUGAUGAAAUCAUGAGUGAGGUGAUGACUGUGCUUAGCUUUGAUGGUAGCGAUCAAGGUUGGGCUAUAUUUUGUAGGGGUGCAUCAGAAAUGGCUAGAGCCAAAGGUGACACUGCCCUAACAAGCUUGUUGGAAUUUGAUAAAUGGAAGGAGAACAUUGAUAAGCUUGGUUUGGUCCAAGCUCUCAAGGAUUAUCUUGAUCAGCUUCACACCCCUCACCACUGCAACCGCCUCAUACUCCCCGGUAGCACCGGCGGCAUACCUCAGAAGGUCGUUUGCGCCGAAUGCGGCCGCCAAAUGGAGAAGUACUUUAUGUAUCGUUGUUGCGUCGAGUAGUAAUAAUAACAGAUGUGUUUGGUUUGUAUUUUUAUUUUUAAUAUUUUCUGUUUUUAAAAUUUUGUGAAAAAAAAAAUAAUGAAAACAAUAAAAUUAUUUUUUUUUGUUUUCAUAAUUUUUUUUUCAUAAAAUUAUAAAAAUAGAAAAUACAAAAAACAAAAAAUAAAAAUACAAACCAAAGGCACUUUUAAAUACUUUGUAUUAUGUUGUGUCAGUUUGAUGUAUGAGACAGAAAUAAUUUAUUUUUAGUGUUGAUUUUAUGGGAUAUAUAUAGUCAUUAUAAGAUAUGGUGUUUGUGCUAUACUAGCUAGCUCUUUUAGUCCUUGCUAGGAAUUAAAGAGCAUUUGUAAUGUAAAACUUUAGUGUUGUAAUAAUGAUUAACAGUCAUGAUAUGUGUUAUGAAUACCUUAUUUUUA